Pseudogymnoascus destructans is the source of this 1840-nucleotide messenger RNA. RefSeq lists its product as uncharacterized. The transcript is spliced from 2 exons. The record is from RefSeq and is a predicted model, not a curated record. Lineage: Eukaryota; Fungi; Ascomycota; Leotiomycetes; Thelebolales; Thelebolaceae. Bases 76 to 1680 code for a protein of 534 amino acids.
CCUUCCCUUCUCUCUUUUCAACGAAUUUACAUGGGAAUAGGACGACUGAACCAGGUCCUAUUUUCUAUCUAGAUCAUGAGCCACAUGAGAGACACCGAUUUUGAUCAGCUCAUGAAAAGACUGACCGAGAACUUCAAUGUUCUGGCUGACGAAGUUCAGCUGUUGAGCGAUAGGAAGACCGUUCUCGAACACAAGCUACGUUUUGCACACGAACAGUAUCAAGUUCUAGCCCUCAAGUACGCGCCGUCUGAUGAUCCAGAUAUCUCGAGCACUCUAGCCAAGCUGCAGCUUCCCGCGGACAUCCGAGUGAAUGCAGAGGACCGAACGUCACUGGUGCCGCUACCUCCCCGGCGGUCCGGAAACUCCAAGCAGCAGACGGCUGAGGCUAUAAGAGAUGGGCGAAAGGCGUCACAGCUCAUAGCUUCUCUUAAGGGCUGGAAUAGAUCUGCCGUUGGUAAUCGCAGUGCCUCAAUAGCUACGAGCAGUAACAAUAGGAACUCCCGCGGUGGAACCUCCUUCACAACAUUCCAUGAACAAGACUUCACAGUACCGGGCAGAAAAAGCCAACUGAUGUGCCCAUUCUCUCAAAAAUCCAAUAAGCCCGCCCCGAACCGGGACUCAUCAAGCCAAGUAUCGGCGAUGGAGACCGCUGAGGAAACCACUGCCGUCCCCGAUACGGAAGACAACACCCCCCAUCACUCAACAGAUCCCAUAUGCGCAGCACUAUAUGCCGAAACACAUGUCUCCGCGCCUCCAUCGGCCGCCGGCUCCAACAAAUGCCCCAUACGUUUCCUAGACCAGCAUUCUCCCGAAGAGGUCGCAAGAUAUUUUGAGACCCACAAGCAUGAAAUCCCACGAAGCCAUGAAGUAUGCGUGAAGCGGUAUACGAGGAACGAGGAAGGCGCUAGGAAGUUGGAUGCAAAAUACGGUAGCAUGGUGAGCAUGCUGCAGCAACUGGGACAGAAGCACCAGCCGAUGCUACCUGUGCAAGACGAAAUUGAAGAAUACGAAGUGGAUAAGAGGUCCAACGGACGGGUCGAAAGCUGGGCGAAGGCUGUCAGUGAAGAAGGCGUCGACCCUGCCGAAGCAACGGUCAACGUCCCUACCGAGCAUGAAGAAGAGCGCGAGGGGCGAUACGACAGGCCAUUGAAUGAGGUCAGGGUUGGCGAGUCUCCGAGCCGCCCAUGGGGUAUUUCAGUGCCAUACGAUUUCCCACCUGCUCCUCACUACACCGAGAACGAUUUACAAGCCUCGCCAUCCGCCCCCGCCAUUACCCGCGACUUUGACGGCCAGGCGCCGGUGAGCCCGUUCGGCCACGGCGCAAAAGCGGAAGAAGUGACAGAGGAACCUGCAUCGUCUGAUCGAGAGGAUAUCCCUCAGGCGAAGCCAACGGGGCAAUGCCCAUUCAGCCAGAACAUGGACCCAAAUGCACCGCUUCCCAAAGACCACCCUGCCGUAGCACCGCAAGACUCGGGGUUCGGCGCAACAUACGAGAGCCAGCCGCAGCCGGAACCGACAUCGCAGCCAGCGUUCAUAGCGAAGCCCGAGGCUGCCACGACGACGGGUAAUAACGGUGGACCGCAGAUGCUGUUCACAGGGCCUGUGUUCAUCGGAUACCCUGUUGAGCAGGCGAUGGCAUUGAUGCAGCAGUGGCAGGCUGGGGCCAACCAACCGAGAUGAUGGAAGCAACGAGGCGGACGUUGCGUAGAUUUUUUUUUGAUAGCGAUUAGCAUUCUAUUUUGAUUGUAGCAUGGGUUUGAGCGUUGAUUCUUACGGGGGCUUCCAUGGGAAGAAGACCGGCGCACGUAUUUAGCUGUUUAGCUUAGCCUUUAAUGUACAC